This is a messenger RNA of Felis catus (domestic cat), 4481 nucleotides long. RefSeq names its product olfactory receptor 52E4-like. Lineage: Eukaryota; Metazoa; Chordata; Mammalia; Carnivora; Felidae. The record is from RefSeq and is a predicted model, not a curated record. Gene Ontology annotation, biological process: G protein-coupled receptor signaling pathway. Gene Ontology annotation, molecular function: G protein-coupled receptor activity; olfactory receptor activity. Bases 261 to 1280 code for a protein of 339 amino acids. The transcript has a single exon. Gene Ontology annotation, cellular component: membrane.
AGAAGAAAAAGAGAUUUUGCUUAGCCUGGCUAUCACAGACAGAAGGAGAAGACUUAGUGUCAGGCAGAAUGUUGUGGAGUUUCUGAGCUUAGGAGAUAGUCUUUACUCAAGCUAGUCCUUAAUGAGAUUAAUAGCUGACAGUGAGUAAUGCAAUACAUGUAAUUUCAGAGAAGCUCACCAAGGAGGACUUAAAAUAUGAAUAAAAUUGCUCAGUUGCACUUUUACCUAAGUAAUCCUACUGUAUAUUUACCAGAGUAUAUAUGCACUUGACCACUCCAGGGACAAAGGAAGGAAAGAAAGCAAGACUAUAUCUUCACGUAGCCAGAAUCAGCAUGAUUGACUUUAACUCCACUGCAUUCACCAAUCCUAGUACCUUCUUCCUGAUGGGCAUACCUGGCCUAGAAUAUUUGCAUAUUUGGAUAGCCAUCCCUUUCUGCUCAAUGUAUAUUGUGGCGCUCAUGGGAAACAUACUUAUCCUUUUUAUCAUCAAAACUGAGACUGUUCUCCAUGAACCCAUGUUCUAUUUUCUUUCCAUGUUGGCCAUCACAGACCUCAUCUUGUCAACCUCCACUCUUCCCAAGAUGUUGGGUAUGUUCUGGUUCAAUUAUCAUGAAAUCGGCUUCCAUGCCUGUCUCACUCAGAUGUUUUUCAUCCAUGCUUUCUCUGGGGUGGAGUCAGGGCUUCUUGUGGCCAUGGCACUUGACCGGUAUGUGGCAAUCUGCAAUCCGCUGAGACACACAUCCAUUCUUACAAAUACUGUGGUGGCUCGAGUUGGCAUAGUGGCACUUCUACGUGGGUUAGUACUAAUGACACCACAUCCAUUUCUGGUAAGGAGAUGGCCAUAUUGCCAGUCCAAUGUAGUCCCCCACACAUACUGUGAGCACAUGGCUGUGGUGAAAUUGGCUUGUGCUGACAUUUCCAUCAAUAGUCUUUAUAGUUUGGCAGUCAUUGUCUUAAUUGUUGGGACUGAUGUGACAUGCAUCUCUCUGUCCUAUGUACAGAUACUUCGUACUGUAUUUAAUCUCCCUUCUAAUGAUGCCAGGUUGAAGACCCUCAGCACUUGUGGGUCCCAUGUGUGUGUCAUCCUCACCUUCUACAUCCCUGCUCUUUUUUCCUUCCUCACCCACCGUUUUAGUAAGCAUAUACCACGCCACACCCACAUCCUGCUGGCCAACAUGUACUUGUUGGUACCACCUAUGCUGAACCCUAUCAUCUAUGGAGUAAGGACCAGACAGAUCCGAGAAUGUGUUCAACAAUUAUUCAUGACUAAAAUCAGCUGAGAAUUCUGGGUCUUAUUUUUCCACUUAUUCCCAUCCUCUUGUAAUUCUUUGGUAUAAAUUUCUUAGAUUCUAGCUUCAGCAAGACCAAGUAUUAGAAUCUUAAUUCUUACUUACUAUUUCCAUAAGUGGAAGUUAUAUUUAACUAACAUGCACAUGUAAAACAGAUACAGCAAUACCUAUGUCAUAAGUUAAUGGUUACAAAGUGUUUAGUACUGUUUCUAGUAUAUUGUAGCACCUAAUAAAGAUAUUAUUUCAGUCUAUGAAAUAAUUCUUCUGUGUGUUUUGUGUUUGUUUUCUCAGUGUCUUUAUGAAACAUGUUUAUUAGUUUAUUUUAUAAGAUUAACCAAAUAAGAACAUCAAUCUGACUGUGGCUUUUUUUUAAUGUUUAUUUAUUUUUGAAGGAGAGAGAGACAGAGCAUGAACUGGGGAAGGGCAGAGAGAGGGAGACACAGAAUUCUAAGCGGGCUCUAGGCUCUGAGCUGUCAGCACAGAGCCUGACGCAGGGCUCGGACUCAAGAACCAUGAGAAUGACCCAAGCCAAAGUCCGACGCUUAACUGACUGAGCCACCCAGAUGCCCCUUUUUAUCUUUUUUAAUGGGGGAAUUUUCAACUAGAUAAUCCAGAUGGCAGUCUGCAUUGGGUUGAUUUGUCCUCUCACUGUAACCAUAGGGAAAGUUGGUGAGAGAUGGGCAGAAGAGAAAAAUGUUGGGUAGGCCACAGAGCUUUCAGCUUGCAACUUAUGAGAAGGGUGCAUGUUAGGAACUCCCUUGAGAAUUGAUAUGGAUUGCAAAGUGAGUCAUUCCCACUGCUAGUGCAAACACUGUGUAUCUUUCAAACUUGUGGAAAAUUUCAAAGAAUUAGAACUGUUAUUCCUGAAAUGAGCAAAUAAAAUAAAAUGAUGACUGAUUUUGCAUUCAUCUAUCCACUCAGCAAGUAUCUAGUAAGUAUCUGUAAUGUGCCCAACACUUAUAUGGGCAUAGAAGACAUGACAGUAAACAAAAGAAGCAAAAUUAUUUCCCUUAGUGAAGCUGAUAGGCAAUACGUAAAGAUAGUAAAUGAAAGUAAUUAAUGUAUACUGAUUAUAAGGGGGACUUUUCUAGUAAUAUUUAAUGUUACAAAUUUUAGUCUAAUCUACUUCUGGUUGUAUCCCACACCUUUUUAUUGCUGAUGGAUACUGAAAGAGGAAUCUUAAGUUUUCCAAAUACAAUAGUGGAUCUGACAAUAUUUUCUUUCAUUUCAUCAAUUUUCUUCAUGUAAUUUGAACUCUGCACUUAAGUGCAUAUGCAUUUAUCUUCUUUUAUCUUGAUAUAAUACCCGUCUUUAUCCUUGACAGUAUCUCUUAUUCUGAAUUCUACUUUGUCUUAUAUUAAUAUAGCCACUUCCUCCUCUUUUACAUACUGUCUACAUGGCAUGUGUUUUCCAACUUUUUAAUUUAACCUAUCUAUGUAUUUAUAUUUAAAGGAGUUUUUUGUACACAAAUACAGUUGGAUCUUGUUCUUUUAUCCAAUUUCACUAUCUCUGUCUUAAAUUGGUGUGUUUAGACCAGUACCAUUUAAUGUGAUUAAUGAUAUGGUUGAGCUUAAGUUUACCAUUUUUGUAUGUGUUUCCCGUAAGUCUGAUCUGUUUGUUGUUCUUAUUCAUCCCCUCCCCCCACUGCUUACUUUUGAAUUUAAAUAGUUUUAGUAUUGAGUUUUAAUCUAUCUAUUGGUUUUUGGCUAUAAUCUAGUUUAUUUUAUUUUAUUUUGUAGGGAUUGCUCUAGAUCACAGUUUUCCAACUGUGACACUGUUACUAUUUUCAGCCAGAUAAUAAUUUGAUGGAAAGUUUGUCCUGUGCACUACAGGAUGUUUAGCACGUUCUCUGGUCUAUGGCUGCUAGAUACUGCUAACAACUAAUGGUAUCUCUAGAAAUUACCAAAUGUCUGACUGGGAGCAAAUAGGACUGAGAACCACUGAUAUACAGAUUGUGACAUACAUACCUAACCUUUCACAAUUGACUUAGAGUUAAUAUUUUACCACAUCAAGUGAAAUGUAAAAGAACCUUACUUUUAUGGGAUCCUGUACUUCCCUACAUGUUGCAGUUGUCAAAUGUACAUCUGCAUGCAUGGAAACCCCACAAAAGCUAUGUAAAAGUUAUCUUAAACAACUGGAGCAAGUGACUUUCAUAUUUAACCAUAUAAUUAUAAUUUCUGUUGCUCUCCCUUUACUACUGAUCUCCUAAUUUUCAAAUUUGUAUAACCUCUCUUCAACCAUAAGUCAUUUUAGAAUUUCAUGUUGAGACUGGCUGCUGGUGAUGGAUUCUCUCAGAUUUUCCUCAGCUGGCAAAGCCUUUAUUUCAUCUGCAUUCCUGAAAUAUAUUUUCUCUGUGUGCUGAAUUUUGAGUUAACUGGUUUUUUUUAAAAUAAAUUUUAGCGCUUAAAAAUACUGUUCCACUGUCUUCUGGACUUUAAGCUUCAUUAUGAGAAAUUACACUCAUUCAAAUUGUUCAUCUUCACAUAAUGACUUAUUUUUCUGGCUCUUUGCAAUAAAUUUUCUUUAUCUUUGAUUUUUACCAAUUCAAUAUGUUCUUUCUAUACGUAUGCUGUUCUUUAAGUUUACUUGUUUAGGGAUCAAGAAGUUUUAAAAAUCUAUGAAUUUAUAUCUUUUACCAAGUUUAAAAAUAAUUUCCUAUUGUUUCACUAAAUAUAUUUCUCUGCCCAAUAUUUUUUUUUCCUCCUUCUGGGACACCAGUGACAUGAAUAUUAGAGAUUUUUAUGUGUUCUACAUCCUUGAAGUUCUGUUCAUGAUUUUAAUAUUUUUUCUCUAUUCUCCAGAUUUAAUCAUUUUCUUAAUCGAGUUUACACUUUCUUCUUCAUUCUGCUAUUGAGCUAAUCUGAUGAAUUUCAGAUUUAAGACUUUUACUUAUAAAAUGAUGACAUUGUUCUUUUUUUAUACUUUGUUAUCUCUGUGUACGACCUCUCUUUCACAUCCUUCAACAGUGUUUACCUUUAAGUCAUAAAGAAUAAUUGUCAUAACUGCUUUAGAGUUUUUGUAUGACAGUUCCAACGUCUGACUGAUAUUGGGAUUGGAAUCUGUGGAUCAUUCCUUCCCUUGAUAAUCACAUGUUUUCUGGUUUUUCAUAUGUUUAAUAUUUAAAAUUUUUUUUAUCAUGAACAUUUUGAAUAUAGAUCUUGUUAAAAUCCUUUGUAUAAGGUUGAUUUUAUC